This is a messenger RNA of Cyprinus carpio (common carp), 4518 nucleotides long. RefSeq names its product signal transducer and activator of transcription 2. Gene Ontology annotation, biological process: response to peptide hormone; cell surface receptor signaling pathway via JAK-STAT; regulation of cell population proliferation. Lineage: Eukaryota; Metazoa; Chordata; Actinopteri; Cypriniformes; Cyprinidae. Gene Ontology annotation, molecular function: RNA polymerase II cis-regulatory region sequence-specific DNA binding; DNA-binding transcription factor activity, RNA polymerase II-specific. The record is from RefSeq and is a predicted model, not a curated record.
CCAUCGGUUUCCUGAGAAGUGCUUGUUGUGUUUAUUGACUCGUCAGCUGACGUUCACUUCAGUGCUGCAUUGUUGUCUUUACUGUAUGUCUGCAAAAGGCGCUUUGCAGAAUUGAGGUUUGAGGAUUACUUUCUUCAAAAGUGCAGACGAUUGUUUCAGAAUGACACAGUGGGAGCGAUUGCAGCAGCUGGAUACAGUGUAUUCACAGAGGGCUUUUGAUCUGUACAACAGAGAUGAGUUCCCAAUGGAAGUGAGACAUUACUUGGCACACUGGAUCGAGGGCCAGGAUUGGGAACGUGCUUCGCGGGACUCCUCCCAAGCCGCGUUCCUGUUUCAGGUGCUUUUGGAGAAUCUGGACAACCAGUUCAGCCGUUUUGCGCAAGAGAGAGAUAGUUUCCUACUGCAGCGUAAUUUCAGACGCUACAAACAAAACUUUCAGAAAUAUCAAGAGGAGCCCUAUACUCUUGCUAAUAUUAUCCACUGGUUCCUGGUGAAGGAGAGAGAAAUUUUGAAUGAUGCAGAGCUUGCACAGCAAGUGCAGACAUUGCAGGUUCAGCCAGCGGCAAUGGAGCUGGAGAGCCAGAGACAAGUAGAAAAGAGUUUGAAAGACCUUAAGACCAAAGUAGAGGUGAUGGAGCACAGCAUAAGGUGUUUGGAGGAGCAGCAAGAUGAGUUUGAUUUUAAAUAUCAGACACACCUAAUGGACUGUUGCACAGAAGAAGAGAAGAAAAUGCAAGCAGAAGGGCUUCAGAAGAUGCUAAAUGCACUCGAUAAAUGCAGAAAGAACUUCCUGUCUGAUAUCUCGACUAUGUUGGACGCUGCUGAUGUUCUGCGCUCAGUGCUUAUAGACGAGGAACUGGUGGACUGGAAGUGGAGACAACAGAAGUCCUGCAUUGGUGCUCCUGAUGAUACAAGUCUGGAACACUUAGAGAAAUGGUUCACUCAAAUUAUAGAGUGCAUGUUCCAGCUGCAGAAGUUCUUACAGAAGCUGGAUGAGCUGGUAGGAAAGAUGACCUAUGAGAAUGACCCUAUUCCAGUCCGAAAACCCCCUUUAAAGAGUAGAGUGGACACUCUACUGACCAACCUAAUAAAGAGCUCAUUUGUUGUAGAGACUCAGCCAUCCAUGCCACAAGGUCGAGGCUCCCUGGUGCUGCGCACGAAUGUUCAGUUCUCAGUUAAAGUCAGAUUGUUAUAUAAAGUUUCUGAACUGAACCAUGUUAUGAAGGUGACUGUUUCUGUUAACAAUGCUGCUUCACAGCUAAAAGGGUUUCGGAAAUUUAAUGUGCUGGGUACCUUAAGUAAAGCUCUUAACAUGGCUGAGAGUAUGAAUGGGGGCAUGGUCGCUGAUUUCAGACAUUUGACUUUGAAAGAUCAGAAAGUUGGUGGUGGAGGAAAAGGAAUCAAUGAUCUCUCAUUGAGUGUGACUGAAGAACUGCACAGAAUAAUCUUUCAAACCCAGUUUGACUAUCAAGGCCUGUCUGUCCCUUUGGAGACCUUUUCCCUUCCUGUUGUGGUGAUUUCAAACUCCAGUCAGCAGCAGAGUGCUUGGGCAUCCGUUCUGUGGUUUAACAUGCUCUGUUCAGAUCCCGAGAACGUCAAGUUUUUUGAAACCUCUCCUGCAGCCACUUGGCCACAGUUUGGGGAAAUGCUAAGUUGGCAGUUUCUCUCUUGUGGGAAACGUGGUCUAGACAAUGACCAGUUGGAGACCCUCGCCAUCAAGCUCUUUGGUAAACAACAGAGCUAUGACAACUGUAAGAUAUCCUGGACCAAGUUCAGUAAGGAGAACCUCCCUGAUACAAACUUCAGCCUGUGGGUGUGGCUGGAUGGCAUUCUAACCCUGGUUAAACUCUACCUGUCAGAUCUGUGGAGUGAUGGGUCUAUAAUGGGCUUUGUCAGCAAGGGGAAGGAGAGACUUUUAUUAAAGAAGAAGCAGAAUGGCACUUUCCUAUUGCGUUUUAGCGAAAGCAUCAAAGAUGGAGGAAUCACAUUCAGCUGGGUGCAGUACGCGAACGAUGGCACUCCGAGUGUGCAAACAGUGAAACCAUUCACCAGUACUGACUUAAAGCAGAUUGCUUUACCUGAUAUCCUCUGCAACUUUCGGAUGAUGGUAGCAGAAAAUAUUCCAGUUAACCCACUGUGUUACCUUUACCCGAACACUCCCAAAGACCAGGCCUUUGGCAAAUACUACAGUGAAAAGACUGGAGAAGAGAAUCCUUAUCUGAAGUACCUCAAAACCAAACUGGUUUUUGUCUCUAAAGAGAAUGGCUGUUCUGGCGUCAGAGAGGGGCCAGAAUCUGACCUGUCCACACAGGACAGAGACCCUCCUUCUUUGUCUGACGCGGGUGAUGAUGGCUUGUUGCUCCAAGCGUUUGAGAAGUCUCCAAUGCUCUCCAGCUCUACCAUUGAUGAUGAUAUGCUUAACAGUAUUUUGGACAGUGAUAGUGAGUGCACUGUUCCAGAAGCAUUUCCUCCAACCGCCCCCCACACUUCACCAUCAUGCCUCCAGCACAACUUUUCAGAGAGUCCUUUGGAUAUCUUUGCAGACGCACUCUCUCCAGACAUUGAUGUUAAUGUCACAUUGCAUGAGUUUCUAAACUCUCCAAACAUCCUAAAUGGGAUAAACUUUCGAAUGCUGCAGGAGGAGUCAGAUGACUUUGCCCUUGAUUCUGGUUUGAUUCAAGACCUUGGCUAUCCUAACAUACCGCUGACCCCCUGAAUGUCAUCCUUUUAACACAAAACCAUGAUUAAUGUGAUUAGCUAAAUCUCAAGCCAUACAAUGAUUUCCAUAACUGAUUUGUUGUAAAUAAGUAUCAAGUAGACAGGCAAAAUACAGCUCAUUACUUCAUUUUCAGGACUGAUUUCAUUAUUACUUUAUCCAUUUAGUGUUUAUAUCUGAAUGUCUACACAUCCAGUCAUCUGUUACUUAUCUCUAUUCCUUUUUUUUAUCAGAGUAAAGUCUUUGAAAAGGCUUAGAGGUCAAAAAUAGAACCUUUAGGAUGAGGUCUUGUGACCUCACUAUUCGUAAGCUGCUAGCAAAUAUUUGUCCCUAUAAAAAUAAGAUGGAAAAAAAAGGUUUUAUUGAAAUUAAUUCAAACAAUAUCCAAGCAUUUUUGCAAAUGGAAAUUAGUGGAGAUUUGAGAAUAGAGUUUGGAAGACUAUUUAUGUAAAAAAAAAAAAAAAAAAAAAAAAAAAAAAUUUCUUCAGUUUGACCCAAGUAAAGAUCAGGUUUUUAUGAUCCAAGUAUACAAUCAGCUUUUAUGCAGGUCGAAAGAAAAGUUUGUAUUCUUUUAUUCUGAUUAACUGGGCCUUAUUGGAAAGAUAAUUUGAUAGUGAAUGCAAUAGACUUUAUUAAUGUGUUAAGCACCUUUAGUUAUGUGAAUCAGGCAUUAGCUUUGAGCUAAUGGUUUAAAAAGCAUCUCAACUGCAAAGAUAUUUAUGUGCAUGCAUUUAUGACUAUAGAACAAAUUCUCCAUGCACACAGUGCAAUUUUCAAGUUUGAAAAAGUGAAAAAAAAAUGUCUUUGCAAAAGCAACAAUGAAUUUAAAGCACCUUAAAUAGUGCCUGGUUUAAAUGUUAUCACUUAAUUUGACAUUUGUAGGCACCAAUGUUGAUCAAGCUUUUAUAGUAGUCUUUAAAUCUAGAAUCUGAGGCACCCUCACUUCUUUGUCUUUUGUGAUAAAUUUUUAUUUUGUAUAACCACUAUUGAGACUGUAGAAAAAACCUGAAUGCUUUGCUUUUUGAUUUGAUGGCUUUCACUAAACUGCCCAACUUGAAGCCAAUAGAAAUACUCCAUUACCCUGUUUUUGAUACUGGAUAGUGAAGUCAUCAAUUACAGAGUUUAGAUUAGGCAGAUACUAUUUGAAAAUGGAAAUUAUUAUUUUGACACUGCUCUAUUAUUUUGAAAGUUGAAAUAAGUUCUGUUAUUCCAGUUAAAGGGAGAUUAUUCAGAGCUUUAUCUCUCUGGUGAAAAUACUCUAUAGUGUUUGUUUUAGAUGUUAAUUUCUUUCAGACAAAAUGAAUUUGAGUAAGACUGAUUGUAUGAUUACUCUGAGAGUAACACUGUGAUUUCUGAUGGCAGAAAAAAUGCACUUAAGUGAAAAUGUAAGAAUAGAUUGCUUCUGAUUUCUUGGUAAGUGAAAUGAUUUGUUUUGUAACAAUGUUUACAGACAAAGUGGAUGUGUUCCUCUAACUGAAUCUUUUGGGUCCUGGAAGAGAUUGGACAGACUCUGAAAUCUUCUAGAGAGAAAAAAGGCCCAAAUAGACCCCCCCCCCCCCCAACAUUUCCUUUUUUGUAAAGUUGUUUUAUCACUUUCUUGCAGAAUCAUUUUUAAACUAUGAGCACUUCUGUUUUUGAAUUUGUAGACUUUUUCAAAUGCAUGUAACCAAGUUUUGCAUUGUGUCCACUGUCAACCUUACUGUAACGUGUUUUGUAUCUGUGAACAAGACAUUGUAGAGUUGAAAUUCCUGAGUGCUAACAAUGGUACAAUAUUCUCCAAUAAAACAUAUAAUGAGAGAAAA